Trematosphaeria pertusa is the source of this 933-nucleotide messenger RNA. RefSeq lists its product as uncharacterized. The record is from RefSeq and is a predicted model, not a curated record. Lineage: Eukaryota; Fungi; Ascomycota; Dothideomycetes; Pleosporales; Trematosphaeriaceae. The coding region runs from base 1 to 933 and encodes 310 amino acids. The transcript has a single exon.
AUGUCCACCCGCACUCCCACAAGCAACCCAGCCCAAGCCGGCUCUUGGGCCAACACCGACACCGCUCAUACCGCGGAAGCCCAGAGCGCGCAGCAAGAAUGGAUUACCACUGUCUUGCAGACGCAGCAUGACCGCGUAGUUGCCGUGGUGGAUGAACUGCUUGACAAUCCCUUUGCCGAAGCAGAGGAAUCUACCAGCACCUCCCGGCCUAGCAUCCCAACGGCACCAUCACUGUACCAGCCCUCCUCGUCCUCCCUUUCCUACUCCUCCUCCCCCGAUGGUGACGAGGAAGAAUUCGGACCCUUCCAGUCCGCCUCCACACCCACCCCACUCCCCUCAUCUCCCACUCCCACCCCUCCCACAAAUCCCUUCAAACACCCCAUCUACCUCCCCAAACCCGCACAAGACACCGACAAACUCAUCCCCUCCUCCUCACACCCAGCCCCAGCCCCUGCUUCCGAAACCCAUCCCAUGGCCUUAGAAUACGGGACGCUCGUCGCACACGGCGUCAUCGGAGCAGUGCAGGCGCGCUUCGACGCCGGCACGCGCCGCGUGCGGAGGGCGGGCAAGCUGGCGCUGAGGAAGCUGCAGAUUGCGCGGGAGAAGGCGGGGCGGGAGGCGCGGGAGGCUCGGGAGGCGGUGGUGGUUGGCGAGUAUAUGCGGCGGGAAGCACCUGCUGCGGAACGUGGGAAGGGGAGUGAUGUGGAAGGGAGUGGGGGUAUAAAGGCUAAGGCUGAAGGGAAGGAGGAGAAGAAGAAGAAGAAGGAGAAAAGGGUGGAUAUGAAUGGGGUGGUGAAGCCGGUUAGCUGGGGGACUGUUGGGGAGGGCGCUCAUGCUGAGAUGGGGGGCAUGCAGGAGGAGGUGGACGAGUUUAUGGAGGCGGAGAAGAAGGUGUGGGAGGGGUGGGUUUCUGUGCCUUUCGGCUCUAGUUGA